AUGCUGGGAACAGCUCGUGGUGUUUCAUUACGUUUGGGGAAAAUAAACCUGGCAGCCUUGGACUCCGGUUUACACAGCCGGGAUGGUUAUCUGAAAGCUAGACGAAAGCGAGAAAAAGGUCGGCAUAAAAUUACGACCAAGAAUUAUGUUCAUAUUGAGGUCCGGUUGAGUUACACUCCGGCAUGGGAUAUAUUCCCAACCCACCCAAAGCCAAUUAUACCAUCCAUGACCAUAUACAUACACACACAUAUACCCUUCACUUCGCAGCGUUUCGAACACAUUGGACUACCAUGCCUCAGUCACUAUGAAAACUAA
Molecule: messenger RNA, 315 nt
Organism: Loa loa (African eye worm)
Lineage: Eukaryota; Metazoa; Nematoda; Chromadorea; Rhabditida; Onchocercidae
Exons: 2
Coding region: 1-315 (104 amino acids)
Source: RefSeq, a predicted model, not a curated record